AUGCACACUGAUUCGCUAAAGCCCUUGGUAUACGGUAGAGGUUUGGCAGCUGGUCUGAUCGGUGUAUUCAACGAAUUCGAAAUUGAUCUCCGUCCUUGCCAGCUCUGGCCGCUUGCCUCUGUCCGCCCCGAAACCAGCGGCGACUGCCUCGGCCUAAGCGUCAGUAUGACGGGUCCUCGUGGCGUCCGGGUACCAAUUCUCAGUCGACUGGCCUUCUGGCCGAAAUCUGACAGGACGAAGCUCAAGCAGACAGGACCACAGGAAGCGCCAGCUGAUGUUGGCAGUGUCGGCGGCGAGUCGAAAGUGGUGAUACGCAGGAACCCCUCUGCCUCAAGGGAAUCGACAAAGGCAGUCGCCACCUUUGAGGCCGUGGACAUGAUCCAACUUGGGGUUGGAAGUCCAGACAGAGUAUUUUGCACCUACUUCCCCCAGGAACAGGGUAGGUUCCUGUUCUUCUCAGUCUAA
This is a messenger RNA of Protopolystoma xenopodis, 465 nucleotides long. NCBI's taxonomy places the organism in Eukaryota, Metazoa, Platyhelminthes, Monogenea, Polystomatidea, Polystomatidae. The record is from the annotation of a GenBank genome assembly.